UCUGAACGCUACCAUUUUGUGUUUCCGCUCGUAUGGACCACAGACAAUCGGAGUAAUUUUUUCUUCAGCCAUCUUUCCGGUUUCAAGAUGCCGCCCAAGAAGGAUGCGAAGUCCUCGGCCAAGCAGCCACAAAAGACCCAGAAGAAGAAGGAGGGAUCCGGUGGCGGCAAAGCCAAGAAGAAGAAGUGGUCCAAGGGAAAAGUCCGUGACAAGUUGAACAACCAGGUGUUGUUUGACAAGGCAACCUACGAGAAGCUGUACAAAGAAGUGCCCCAAUACAAGCUGAUCACCCCCGCCGUGGUCUCCGAGAGACUGAAGGUCCGCGGAUCCCUCGCCAGGAGGGCACUCAUCGAGCUUAGAGAAAAAGGUCUAAUCAAGCAGGUAGUGCAGCACCACGGACAGGUCAUCUACACGAGGGCGACAAAGGGUGACGAUCCCGUUGCGUAAGGUUAUGGAUAAGUUACAAAAAUAAAAAAUCACAAAAA
Molecule: messenger RNA, 485 nt
Organism: Plutella xylostella (diamondback moth)
Lineage: Eukaryota; Metazoa; Arthropoda; Insecta; Lepidoptera; Plutellidae
Gene: RpS25
Product: ribosomal protein S25
Source: RefSeq, a predicted model, not a curated record